Molecule: messenger RNA, 1606 nt
Organism: Chlamydomonas reinhardtii
Lineage: Eukaryota; Viridiplantae; Chlorophyta; Chlorophyceae; Chlamydomonadales; Chlamydomonadaceae
Exons: 9
Coding region: 55-1248 (397 amino acids)
Biological process (GO): retrograde vesicle-mediated transport, Golgi to endoplasmic reticulum
Cellular component (GO): SNARE complex; endoplasmic reticulum
Source: RefSeq, a predicted model, not a curated record
GUUAGACAUCCCAUUCUCGAGCUUUGCUCCUGUGAGCUUAACGAUUUCACAGCAAUGACAGACCGAACACAAGACCUUGCUGCUGCGGCAGACCGCUUCUUGGCAACAGCUUCGCUUCCGCCAGAACAAACUCGCAAGCUGAGAGAAGCUAUCAUCCUGGGGCGAUCGCGCGCGAGUUCAGGGCCUACUGGCAGCUUUGCGGUUGCGGCAAAGGGAGUCGAGGACAGCAUUCGGACGCUGGGGGACAGCAUCCGCAGCAUGCAGCGGGACUACGCCAAGGAAGCAGGUGCGCUGGCCACGCCCGAUCCAGCGAAGGAUGCGGCGGAGGCGCAGGUGGCGGCGUUCGUCAAGCGCGUGGGCGGAUACAUAGACCGCCUGAAGGAGGCGGUGGCGGCGGCGCAAAAGGGAAAGCAGGGGCUGGCGGCGGCCGGCGGCGGCGGCGGCGAGGGGCCGCAGCAGCGGGCCAACGAGCAGUCCGUGGCGCACAUGACCGGAGUGGUUCUGAUCCUGGCUGAGCGCCUGCACCGGUCCGCCGUGGCCUUCGACCGCCUGCGUGCCGCGCGCUACCAGGCGCUGCUGGACCGGCGCGGGCCGGGCAUGCUGCCGGUGCCGCCAGCCGCCUCGGCGGCCACGGCCGCGGUGCUGGCGGCCGCGGCGGCGACCGGCUCUGCUGCAUCGACUUCGGGGCGUGGCACGGCAAAGCUGAACGGCGACGGGGGUCCCCGGGGCUACGGACCGGUGGCCAGCGCGCGGGCGGCGGCGCUGGCGGUAGCGCGCAGCGGCUGGCAGCACCUGGUGGGAGGCGCUGGUGGAGGCAGCAGUGGUGGCCUGGCAGGCUCGGCCGCCGGCGGCAAAGGCGCUGGGGGACCGGGGCCAGGGCCAGGGGCUGCGGACGGCGUGGACGGCGGCGCGGAGGCGUGGACGGCCGGUCAGGCUCAGGAGGUGGAGCAGGAGAACAAGGCGUUGCUGGAGCGUCUCACGGCCACACGGAACGCGGCGUUUUCGGUGGAGCAGUCGGUGCGGGACGUGGCUGCACUCAACCAGAUGUUCAGUACGGCCGUGUUGGCACAGGCGGAGACCAUUGAGAGCAUCUACAUGGCUGCGGUGGAGGCCACACACAACAUUACUCGCGGCAAUGAGUCUCUCACAAAGACUGUUGCCAUCAAUCGCUCCAGCAGUCGCUACAUACUUGUGCUGCUGCUGGUGGCCACUGCCUGCCUGCUGUUCUUCGACUGGUUCAACAGCUAGCUAGGCGGUUGGGCAGGUAGUUGGGAUGGCGCUGGUGGUGUAGUGCUCGGUGGGCGGGCGAGGCAAGGCGUUGGUUGGGUACGCUGGCUGUGCGUUUCUGCCGUGGUGUGCCGCUGCGCGCGCGGCGGGCGGGUGGAGGCGAGGAGCGCAGGCGGCACGGCCGUGGAAUGCGCGAUGGCUGGCGUGGCGAGUGGUGUGCGAGGGACAUGGGAUUCAGCCAUGAAUGGGCGAUCGCAAUCGCUACAGGCGUAAGCGCGUGAUCUUGGCACCGAAGGCCUCCCCUGCUUGGCACGGUCUUGGACAAAUAAUGACGUUAACUAACCCACGGCACCGACCUCACAACACACUGUUAACUGUG